Molecule: messenger RNA, 2664 nt
Organism: Schistosoma haematobium
Lineage: Eukaryota; Metazoa; Platyhelminthes; Trematoda; Strigeidida; Schistosomatidae
Gene: KRT7
Product: keratin, type II cytoskeletal
Exons: 21
Biological process (GO): synaptonemal complex assembly
Cellular component (GO): synaptonemal complex
Source: RefSeq, a predicted model, not a curated record
UUGUACAAGCGCUUAAGACAAGAGGCGGAAAAUCUUGAGACAUGGAAGUGUUGUACCAUAUCAAAAUUAGAGGAAAAAUGUCUAGAUCUGCAGUCCUAUGAAUCACUUGUUGAAAACUUGCGAAAGGCAAACCUUGAGCUACAAAUGAAUAUGGAAACCGUUAGUUUAAAAUAUAAAGAUGAGCUAGCUGUAAGAGAAAAAUUGGCUGAACAGCUUUCAGCCAUCAAGCAGCAGUGCACAACAUUGGAGCUCAAAGCCGAAAAAUUAAUGAAGGCAAAUCUAACAAUUAAGAGCAAGUUUUGUCAGUCGGAAGUCGUACAUAAUUCUCUCCUGUCUAUAUUUAAGACGAUAAAAGACAACUUCAUCGAGCAGUCAAACAAAUGUUUAGAUAAAUUUAAAGAAUCAGAAAAAUUAGUUACAGGUAAGAUAUUGGAUCUGGAAACACUACAAAAAUCAAAUAUUGCAAUGGACGAAAAAAACGAAAUAUUGAAAGAUGAGCUUCUUCAUUGGCAACAAAAGCAUCACAACGAUAUAGUUCAGCUGCAAACUGAAAUUGAUCAGCUUAGCACUGAAAAUAUUGAGCUUAAGGAGUUGGAGAAAACCUUAAUGUGCACCAACGAGAGAAAUUUGUCACUGAUUAAACUCCUGGAAGAUGCUAUAGCAGAGGAAAAAAUAAAUAGAGAAAACGCCGAAUAUAUGCUGAAAAAUAACAGUAAAGAAACUGAUGAGCUCAGAGAUUUAAUUGAAAAGAUUAGAGACAAGAAUGUAUACGUAUUAGAAAUGUUAAAUACUCUUAACAAAAAGUUCAUUCAUCUUGAAAACCAGACAACGACGUUACGAAGCCACUUUAAAUGUUUUACUAACAGAAUAGAAAACAUGAUAGCUAAUUUAACUUCAUUUCAGAUUCGACAAAGAAACGGCAGAGAAGAAAUGGUCAUUAAUCUAAAAGAUGAACAGCAAAACAUCAGAAAGUUAGUCCAGAAAAUGAACGAAAGAUCGAUUGUUAUCCACAAGUUCGAAUCAAGCCUGUAUCACACAUGCGUUGAUUUAGUAAUGGAAAGUGAAAUCUCGAAGAUCGACAGAGAAAACCUAGUAAACCUAAACAGAAAGGUCUUUGAGUUGGAGAAAGAAAUAGAAUUUUACCAUAUAAGUGAAAAUGCUCUGAGAGAUGCACUGAAAAAAUGUCAGAUCCAAAAUGAAAAAUUGCAGAUUAACAACGGCUCAUUACACACACAGAUAAAUUGUGAAAGCCGAAAUUGUGCCAAAGCUAAUGAGAAUUGUUUAAAAGCUGAAGCUUUGGUCAAGCAUUUAGAAGAAAAAGCGUGUUCAAAUCAAAACGAAAUAAAAGAUUUAACAGAAAGAGCAAGAGCGAUCGAAAAGGAACUAAAGGAAGAAAAACUAAGCUGUUCUAAGGUCAAAGAAACGCUUGAAUUUUACGAAAAAAAGUUCCACGAACUCAAAAUGAGCAAUGAAAAGAAUCAACAAGCUCUUGAUCAGGCGCGUCUUCAAAUAAAGGAAAAAGAAGAGUACCAUGAGGAACUGAAACGGCAGUUGGUUAAUCUUAAUCAAGAAAAGGAGAAAAGUAUUUUGAAGCAAAUCCAGCUUACUAAUAAUAUAAAUGAUGUGACGAUACAAUUAGAAUACUCACGACAAGAAAUUGGACAGCAAAAGUUAAGGGAAAAGCAUAUUCAAGAACAAAAUCAAAGACUGGAAAAUCACAAAAUCGAGCUACAGAAGCAAAAUGAAAGUAUUACAGAUGAACUAUUGUCUUUGAAAGAAAAAUUGAACCAGCAAGCCGAUGAAAUAAAACAGAAGCAAGAUGAAGUUGAAAGUUUAAAAGAGAUAAUUGAUCUUAAAAAUACUGAGAACUCCAAAAGCAGCAAGAAGGUGGAUAAAAAGCUAAAUGAAUCCAUGAAUCUUAUAGAAAAGCUUAGAGAACAGACCAAAGAACUGAAUCAGGAAAAGAAGGAAGUUCUAAAGAAGCUCAUGAAAAAAGAGCAAGAACUUAAGAAGCUGGAAGUAAAAGCAACAAAUCAAGAGAGAGAAUUGAGGGAGGCAAAUGAUGAAAAACAAAGGCUUUAUGAAGAACUAAGGAGAAUGAAACAGGAUCAAAUUGAACGAGAAACGAUCUUAGCAGAGAAUAAUAGGGAACUAUUGAAACUUCGAUGUGUAGAAAAGGAAUAUCAGGAAUUUCAACAUCAAAUUUAUGCAAACUCUCCACCUGCUAGUACUCAGCUCCCGAAGGAAAUUCACGAAAAGGUGACUCAGACUCCCAAAUCACCAGCGUUAUCUUUGAAACUAGAUAAUUUGAAUAUGGCCGAAACACCUACUAAAACCCCGAAGAGUAUAUUGAAACAACCAGGUUCAGCUACCAAACGUAGGAGAGUGUUUUUCGCUUCCCCUGAUUAUGGAAGCCUGAUGAACAACCAGAAAGAGCCAAGCUAUCAGAAUCAAGAAUGUGAAUUUCCAUUGUUUAAGAAAUUGAGCCCAUUCACAAUGAAUACACCUACAAUUCAAAACCUUCAAACACUUGACAAAGUGACUAAUAUUCGGAAAACACCACGAAAAACUGGCCGUCAAAUCACAGAAGAAUUUUAUAAGGUGGAUACCGAAAAAUCUUGGUUUGACUGUGAACAAAUUUUCGGUUACGGGGCAGAAGAUUAA